Messenger RNA from Aureobasidium melanogenum CBS 110374, 501 nucleotides. RefSeq lists its product as uncharacterized. The transcript has a single exon. Lineage: Eukaryota; Fungi; Ascomycota; Dothideomycetes; Dothideales; Saccotheciaceae. The record is from RefSeq and is a predicted model, not a curated record. The coding region runs from base 1 to 501 and encodes 166 amino acids.
AUGUCGUUGAAAGACCUCGAGCCCAACAGUCUCCACAUAUUGAUAUUCUUGCGCGACGAUCCACCAAAGCCAGAUGACUACCAUUGGGCUCUCUAUCUCCAUCAGAACGCUGAUCUUGCAGGCACCAAGUAUCAUGUGAGAGGCUCAGCAGGGCGCUGGCUUGCCGACCACGCGGUCGCGAAAGGCGUGUUGAAAGACUUUCUUCUAGUUGGACUUGUUCAGAUUGCAACUAUUCCUCCUGAUUUCAUGGACAAUGUCGAUUCGAUUUUCCGCACUUAUGAUAACCAGGUGAAUCAAAUUCCUGGGCUGACUUGUCGGACUUGGAUUUUUCAUGUAUUGGAAUUGAUGCAAAAGCCCCAAGGAGGAAGAGUUAUCCUAAAGUGCGAUGAUCUUGCGGCUUUGGAACGAGAAGUGCUCGAUUGGGGCAAUGUGAACGCUCAAUCGGCGUCCCGCAACGAACAACCGCGACCGCUCUAUCGAUCUUCGCUCUGCGGCUUCUGA